This is a messenger RNA of Psylliodes chrysocephalus, 1607 nucleotides long. Lineage: Eukaryota; Metazoa; Arthropoda; Insecta; Coleoptera; Chrysomelidae. The record is from the annotation of a GenBank genome assembly.
UAGCCAUCGUGGUAGCCAUUCAGUUUGGAAUGUCUAAAUUAAUUUAAUUACAGAGAGUAUGUUAUCUGCCCUCUGUUUACCACGGAGAAAUAGUUUAACGAACAUACAAACAGAGAAUGCAAACUACAAACAAAAAUGCAAAUGCUCAUCCAUAAUUAUUCCAUAAUACUCGGCUGUCGGGGAGUCCGAAUUUACAGAGUCCAAAGUAAGAAGAAGUAAAUAGUAAAAGAAGACAUGUAUAACCUUGCUUGCUUAGAGCUGUCAAAAUUAAAAUGUUAUCAAUUUUUAGUGAACAUGACAAAUUUUUUUGUUUAUAAUUCAUAUUAAACCGUAACGGAAGCAUAAAAAGCAGGAGUAUGAAUAUAUAAGCAGGUAAUUAAAAUUUAUAAACAUCACAAAUAAAAAAAUGGAGUCAGAAAAGGUAACAAUGCUUCGGUAUCGAGGCUCAAAAUUAAGUAAAGUUAAGAAAUUGGAUAUGUUUCCCAAAGUUGAGGAACCUUUUAAAGAAACUUCGCCAGUAGGAGGAACUUUUUCCAUAAUUAGUUUUGUAAUUAUUCUGUGGUUGGUGUAUUCCGAAAUUAAUUAUUAUUUAGAUAGCAAGUUUGUUUUCAAAUUUUCACCAGAUAUUGAAUUAGAAGAACAGUUGAAAAUUAAUGUCGAUAUAACAAUUGCCAUGCCCUGCCAAUACAUAGGAGCUGAUAUAUUGGACUCCACUAAUCAAAAUACCUUCAAGUUUGGAACUUUAGAAGAGGAAGACACAUGGUUCGAGUUAGAUACAAACCAACAAAUUCAUUUUGACAAUAAAAAACACUUUAAUUCAUAUCUUCGAGAGGAGUAUCAUGCUGUAAAAGAUUUGCUGUGGAAGAGCAGUUUUUCAACCCACUUUGGAGAGCUUCCUCGAAGGACACAUCUUCCAAAUAAACCCCAUGAUGCUUGUAGGGUGUAUGGAACCCUGGUAUUAAAUAAAGUUGCUGGUAAUUUCCAUAUAACAGCUGGUAAAAGUUUGCACCUUCCUAGAGGACAUGUACACAUCAAUCCCUUUAUGUCUGAAAGAGACUAUAAUUUUUCUCAUAGAAUUAACAAAUUUAGUUUUGGGGAUCCUAGUCCUGGUAUUGUCCAUCCUUUAGAAGGAGAUGAACUUAUUGGUGAUUAUGGUAGGACCUUAUUCAACUAUUUCAUUGAAGUGGUGCCCACAAGGGUAAAUACAUUCCUGACAACUGUCAAUACAUACCAGUACAGUGUUAAAGCUCUAAGUAGGCCCAUAGAUCACAAUAAAGGUAGCCAUGGUAUACCUGGAUUAUUUUUCAAAUAUGACGUAUCGGCUUUGCGAGUAGCUGUGAAACAGGAAAGGGAUCAUUUGGGCACUUUCUUAGCUAGAUUGUGUUCAAUUAUAGGGGGAGUCUUUGUUUGUUCAGGUAUCAUUAAUGGAAUUGUACAAUCUAUUAUCAAUUGGAUUAAUAAGUUGUUAAAAGCAGGAAAUGUUCAGACAGUAACCAACAAAGCUUCAUUGGUUAAUAAUUCUCAAGCUAUUUCAUCAGAAAGCAUUAAAGUAUCAUAACAAUAAUUGAAUAUCCAAUAUUUUUUUUGUUAAAUUUGUAUUUGUGCAC